AUGGCUUUCCCUCGAAGAAUGUCGCGGCUCGUCCUGCUCACCGGCCUCGUGCUGGUCGUAAUGCUGGUGAUGCACAUGAUGCCGGGCGACGAUGCCCCCUCGCCGCUGGUAUCACAAAACCCUCCCGCUCCUGGAGGCCAAUCGCCCCAAUCACCAUCACAGGACUCGCCCGGGUUAAAAUUCGAUUGGUCCAAGGCGAAGCUGUUCUACCCCCCAGAGUCCAUUAAACCGAUGCCGACUGGCUCCCCGCGAAAGCUGGGACGAGUGCAAGCCCCCGACGACGCCUUUGCCCACGACGACGAAACAAAGAAGCGGCAGAGAGCUGUGCGGGAUACUUUUAAGAAGAGUUACAACGCAUACAGAACAUAUGCCUGGAUGAAGGACGAGCUGAUGCCCGUGUCGGGCGGCUUCAAGGACCCCUUUGGCGGAUGGGCUGCCACUCUAGUCGAUGCCCUCGACACACUCUGGAUCAUGGACCUGCGAGACGAGUUCCGCGAGGCAGUCAAAGCCGUCAGCGGGAUCGACUGGUCCGUUACAAAGGACAACGCCGCGAAUCUAUUCGAAACGACAAUUCGCCAUCUGGGCGGCCUCUUGAGCGCAUACGACCUCAGCGGCGACAAAGUUCUACUAAACAAGGCCGUCGAGCUGGCCGAGAUGCUCUACCACGGGUUCGACACCCCAAACCAUCUCCCAGGCUUCUGGUUUAACUACAAAGAAGCCAAAUCCGGCGCUCUGGUCGCCGGCACAAACGACCCUUCUGCCUCCCCGGCCUCCCUCUGCGUCGAAUUCACCCGCCUGUCGCAAAUCACCGGUGACCCCAAGUACUACGACGCAACCGACCGCGUAACACGCUUCCUCGAAAGAACCCAAAACGAUACCCUCCUCCCCGGCAUGUGGCCCAUCACCCUCGACUUCCGCAACGAAGCCGCCCGCAACAGCGAGUUUAGCCUUGGCGCACGAGCCGACUCCCUCUACGAGUACUUCCCGAAAAUGCACGCCCUCACCGGCGGCGUCGACCCCGUAUACGAGCAGAUGUACCGCACGUCCAUGGACACGGCCGCCCAGCACCUCCUCUUCCGGCCCAUGCUGCCCAGUGAGGACGACAUUCUCUUCUCGGGAGACUACCACGCCCGGAGCGCGGAGAAGCUCGUCCCGGAAAGCCAGCACCUCACCUGUUUCGCAGGCGGCAUGUUUGGCCUCGGCGGCCGCCUGUUCAGCAUUGACGAGCACGUCUCGCUGGGCGAGCGUCUCGCGCGCGGCUGCGGCUGGGCAUACAGCGUCUUCCCGACCGGCUUGAUGCCCGAGAUUUUCAGGCUCAUCCCCUGCAACGACAGCAAGGAGUGUCCCUGGGACGACGCCGUCUGGAAGAGGGUGGGUGGCAAGAACCUCCCCAAGGGGUUCGUCAACGCCCGCGAUCCGCAGUACCAGCUGCGCCCCGAGGCAAUCGAGAGCCUGUUCAUACUGUACCGCAUCACGGGCAAGAAGGAGCUGCAGGACACGGCGUGGGCCAUGUUCCAGGCGAUCCUGGGCUCGACGGAAACCAAAUAUGCGUAUUCGGCCAUUUCAGAUGUCACGACGAGCGGGAAUACGAACAAGGUUGAUUCAAUGGAGGUCAGAUAA
This is a messenger RNA of Metarhizium brunneum ARSEF 3297, 1620 nucleotides long. It is a transcript of the gene MAN12, whose product is annotated as Mannosyl-oligosaccharide alpha-1,2-mannosidase. The record is from RefSeq and is a predicted model, not a curated record. NCBI's taxonomy places the organism in Eukaryota, Fungi, Ascomycota, Sordariomycetes, Hypocreales, Clavicipitaceae. Gene Ontology annotation, molecular function: mannosyl-oligosaccharide 1,2-alpha-mannosidase activity; calcium ion binding. Gene Ontology annotation, cellular component: membrane; endoplasmic reticulum. Gene Ontology annotation, biological process: carbohydrate metabolic process; mannose trimming involved in glycoprotein ERAD pathway.